AUGGGCAAUUGUUAAUGUAGAAAAUAUUUUGAUUCAGAAUAAGAAUCUUGCAAUAAUAAUCUUUAAGAAACAAUCAUAAAUAUUAAAAGGAGAUAGGAUAGUAUGAAGGAAUUGUCCAUUAAAAUAAAAACUUGGAGACAAGAAUCUUUUUCUUUAUUUGAUUAUGAGAAUUAAAAUGAUUUAAAGGAAUAAACCAUUAAGGUAUGUAUAUUUAUAUUAAUAAGAUAAGAUAAGGAGGCUAUAUUAUAAAAAACAAUAAUGAAUUGUAAUGGAUAGAUGAAGAUGUUGACUGGAAUAAAUGUGUGAUUAAAUAAGAUUAAAUACUUUUUAGAAUAGAAAAAAUAGAUGGAGUUUUUACAAUAAUAAAUCAAAAGGGAGAAUGUAAAUAGCACUUAGAGGAUGAUAAGUAAGAGCUUACAACCAAGAACAUUGGAGACAAUAGAGAAUUUCAAUAAUUUGAGAACUUGGCUUAGUUUGAAGGGGAAGAAUUUGAUUAGUCAUAGGAAUUAAUAUAUAAAAUAGGUUAAUAAUAUUAAAGGUUGAGUCAAAGUUAAAAAACAAACACUAAAUUAUUAGAGAAGGGUAGUAAAUUAUGGUUAGUAGUUAGAUCAAUCUAAUAAAAGUUUAGUAAUCCUGGAAUAAAAUUAAAAUAAGGGGAUAUAUUAAAAUUUGGAAGAGUUAAAUUUAAAAUUAGAGAAAUUCAAUUAAAUAAAAGAAAAUUAUUGUAUAUUAUUAAUUUAUUAAUAACUCUUAGAUGUGAUUUAGAUUCAUUUAGAUCUAGCCAAUCUGAUAAUAUUUUAUGUAGAGUAUGUUGUAGUAGUUCAGAUAGUAUAUAGAAUCCUUUAAUAAACCCUUGUAAAUGUACUGGAUCUAUCAAAUAUAUCCAUCUUAAUUGUUUAAAGAAGUGGUUAAAAUUGAAAUUCUAAACUAAAUUCAGUAAUAAUUGUAUAAUCUAUAUGUGGAAAAAUUUAGAAUGUGAAAUAUGUAAGUUUAAUUAUCCACCAAUUUUUAAAAGUGAUGAAAAAUAUUUUGAUUUGAUUGAGUUGAGUAUACCUGUAGAUUAACCUUAUGUGUUGAUGGAAAUCAUUCAGAAUCGUUAAGUAAAUAUUUUAUAUAUCAUUAAGGAUUUGAGAAUUGAUAAUAAAAUUUAAGAUUCAACUUGGGCAUAAUGUAAAGGAGUCUACAUAAUUACUUUUGAUAAUAAAAGUGAUGAUAAAUCUAUUAAAACAAAUUAAUUAUNAAAAACUUGGAGACAAGAAUCUUUUUCUUUAUUUGAUUAUGAGAAUUAAAAUGAUUUAAAGGAAUAAACCAUUAAGGUAUGUAUAUUUAUAUUAAUAAGAUAAGAUAAGGAGGCUAUAUUAUAAAAAACAAUAAUGAAUUGUAAUGGAUAGAUGAAGAUGUUGACUGGAAUAAAUGUGUGAUUAAAUAAGAUUAAAUACUUUUUAGAAUAGAAAAAAUAGAUGGAGUUUUUACAAUAAUAAAUCAAAAGGGAGAAUGUAAAUAGCACUUAGAGGAUGAUAAGUAAGAGCUUACAACCAAGAACAUUGGAGACAAUAGAGAAUUUCAAUAAUUUGAGAACUUGGCUUAGUUUGAAGGGGAAGAAUUUGAUUAGUCAUAGGAAUUAAUAUAUAAAAUAGGUUAAUAAUAUUAAAGGUUGAGUCAAAGUUAAAAAACAAACACUAAAUUAUUAGAGAAGGGUAGUAAAUUAUGGUUAGUAGUUAGAUCAAUCUAAUAAAAGUUUAGUAAUCCUGGAAUAAAAUUAAAAUAAGGGGAUAUAUUAAAAUUUGGAAGAGUUAAAUUUAAAAUUAGAGAAAUUCAAUUAAAUAAAAGAAAAUUAUUGUAUAUUAUUAAUUUAUUAAUAACUCUUAGAUGUGAUUUAGAUUCAUUUAGAUCUAGCCAAUCUGAUAAUAUUUUAUGUAGAGUAUGUUGUAGUAGUUCAGAUAGUAUAUAGAAUCCUUUAAUAAACCCUUGUAAAUGUACUGGAUCUAUCAAAUAUAUCCAUCUUAAUUGUUUAAAGAAGUGGUUAAAAUUGAAAUUCUAAACUAAAUUCAGUAAUAAUUGUAUAAUCUAUAUGUGGAAAAAUUUAGAAUGUGAAAUAUGUAAGUUUAAUUAUCCACCAAUUUUUAAAAGUGAUGAAAAAUAUUUUGAUUUGAUUGAGUUGAGUAUACCUGUAGAUUAACCUUAUGUGUUGAUGGAAAUCAUUCAGAAUCGUUAAGUAAAUAUUUUAUAUAUCAUUAAGGAUUUGAGAAUUGAUAAUAAAAUUUAAGAUUCAACUUGGGCAUAAUGUAAAGGAGUCUACAUAAUUACUUUUGAUAAUAAAAGUGAUGAUAAAUCUAUUAAAACAAAUUAAUUAUAGAUUGGAAGAGCAAAUGAAAUGGAAAUAAGAAUAAAUGAUAUUUCUGUAAGUAGAAAUCAUGGAAUACUAAAAUUAAAUGAUGGAAAACUAUAUUUAAUUGAUAAUAAAUCAAAAUUUGGAUCAUUGAUAUUAAUUUAAUAAAAAGUGAUACCAUUAAUAUAUGAAUUGAAUGGAAUAGAAAUUUAAAUUGGAAGAAGUGUUAUGCAAUUCAAUUUUGUAAAAGAUGAAUUAAAUGCACAAUCUUCUAAAUAGAAUUUAGAUUCUGAAAUUUUUGAGUAGUUAAUAUAAUUCUAAUAAAAGGAAAAUUAUUGGUCCAGACCCAGAAGACGAAGAUAUCCUUAAUUUUCAAUGA
Paramecium pentaurelia is the source of this 2708-nucleotide messenger RNA. The record is from the annotation of a GenBank genome assembly. Lineage: Eukaryota; Ciliophora; Oligohymenophorea; Peniculida; Parameciidae.